Molecule: messenger RNA, 774 nt
Organism: Anarrhichthys ocellatus (wolf-eel)
Lineage: Eukaryota; Metazoa; Chordata; Actinopteri; Perciformes; Anarhichadidae
Gene: rnaset2l
Product: ribonuclease T2, like
Exons: 7
Biological process (GO): RNA catabolic process
Cellular component (GO): extracellular region
Molecular function (GO): RNA binding; ribonuclease T2 activity
Source: RefSeq, a predicted model, not a curated record
CCUCCUUCACGUUGUCGCCUCAGUCUUUAGAUGAAGAAACUCUCUGCACCAUUCCUCCAAGUAUCAACAACUGGACCAUCCACGGUCUGUGGCCUCUGAAGGCUCGGUGCUGCUGUAUGUGCUGGCCCAUGUUUGAAUCUGACGUCCAGGAGCUGGAUGCAGAGCUGAAGGAACACUGGCCGUCUUUACUGAGAACUCAACCCAGCUUCCACUUCUGGAGACAAGAGUGGGAGAAACACGGAGUGUGUGCAGCGUGUGUUGAAGGGAUGAACUCUCCACUCAGAUACUUCCAGAUCUGCCUCAAACUACGAGGACAGUUUGAUAUCCAAAGGUUGCUGGAGGACGCUGGUAUCAUUCCGUCCUGUGAACGACCAUAUAAGCUUGUGGAGGUUCAUCAGGUUCUGGCUCCACAUCUGGGAGACAAACAUGAGAUCCAGUGCAUUACAGACGAAAAGGACAGAGAGGUGUGGUUCCAGGUCAAGAUUCCUCUGUCUCACAACCUCACCGUCGGCUGUCACCACCACGACGACGGUAACCCGGCGCCCCCCCGUAACUCCUCCCACGGGCACCCCUGCCCCCCCCAGGUCCCGUUCUACUACUUCCCCAUCGACCACCAGGAUCCACAGCGGCCCUGUGGCUAACGGAAGCUAAUCGCUAAUCAAUGACUUUGAAUGUUUGGUAUCAAGAGUUAGUGAUUAAUACAGUUAAAUACGUGUAACACCAGUUUACCUGUAACAGCUCAAUAUUAAAAUAAAGACAUUUAAAGGAUUUAAA